Messenger RNA from Suillus paluster, 1156 nucleotides. RefSeq names its product S-adenosyl-L-methionine-dependent methyltransferase. The record is from RefSeq and is a predicted model, not a curated record. Lineage: Eukaryota; Fungi; Basidiomycota; Agaricomycetes; Boletales; Suillaceae. The transcript has 6 exons. Bases 1 to 984 code for a protein of 327 amino acids.
AUGGCUUUGGAGUACUCUGACAAUAUGCCGCACGAUGAAGAUGAUGCGUCUGACGCAUCCUCUGACGUGACAGAGCUUGACGCAAAUGACUUUCCGGACCACUUUUCUGAGCGCGAAGGAAGGCUCUUCCACUCCCAUGGUAGCUUGCCGUAUCCGUUGCCUGUUGACAGCCCGGAGCAAGCAAGAUUGAACAAUCUUCAUAGAAUCUUGCGUGAUAUCGUCGAACUCCACUACCUUGGUCCAGUAGCUGAGGUACUCUGCGACGUUCGCGGCAGGCAAAAACGUGUCCUCGACCUGUGUACCGGAACAGGGAGUUGGCCAAUGGAUAUGGCAAGAUUGUUUCCCGGUGUCAAGAUCUACGGGCUCGAUAUCGUUCCGAUUGCCACUAGGCGCCCUGAGCGACAUGUGCAAUUUGAGAUUCACGAUGUCACAAGGCGUUCCCGAUGGAACGAUGGAGCGAUGGACUUCGUCCAUGCUCGUAGUAUCGAUCUAGCUGUUACCGAUUACCCAAAACUCCUCCAGGAAGCAGCUCGGUUGCUCCGUCCCGGCGGUCUUUUCUUUUCCGGCGAGAUUGGGCGCUACGUCGACUUUGCCCACGGAUUUUCCUCUGAUCCCGCUCAUCAGGCGCCUCGUGCACAACGCUUCUUUCAAGUGGUCAACCACUCCCUUCAACUCCGCCACCUGGCCCCCAUUGCGGAUAAAAUCCCUAGCUUCAUACAGCUGUCUCGUCAGUUCACGGUGCCAACUAUCCAGACAUUCCACAUCCCCAUUGGUGACUGGCACCCGAACACGGUCAUGAGGCGUAUCGGUAAAAUGUACUUAAAUGCAUUGAAGGAUUUUGCGGAGAGCCUCAAGCCCAUGCUCCGUGAGACGGGGAUGACCCAGCACGACAUUGACAACUAUGUCAAUGGGUUUAUUCACGACAUAGAGCAUGUGCGCGGGCUAGUCGGGGUGUACCACACCGCGUGGGCGAGGAAGUUAUAGAGUUGCUUUCAAAUUGUUGUCUUGUGCUUUCAAAUCGCUGUCUUGGUUUCUUUCUUGUAACUGCUUUCUUCAUUACUUUCCUCUUUGACUUGUCGAACGUGCUCAUGCUUUCUUGUUUACAAACUGCUGUCGAAUCCCUUUUGCAACGCAAUUUGAUGUGAUUGUGUCUCCC